AUUAAUUUGGUCCAAGUCCGCAGAUAGCAAGGGAGAACACGCCAGACUCCGAGUCGGUUCAGACUGCGCACUUCACAGCUGAGACCCGGGACAGCUAUUUCGGUCUGACAUGGCAAGAAAACCAACUAACACAUCAGUGCAAACACCUGGCAAUGAAGAUCCAGAGACUAUCCGUUGCUUAACCACUCUUGGGCAUUUUGGGUUUGAAUGUUUGCCCACUCAGAUGGUGAACAAAUCGAUCCAGAAAGGAUUCUCUUUUAAUAUUCUCUGCGUGGGAGAAACUGGAAUUGGAAAGUCAACCCUGAUCAAUACACUGUUCAAUACGAAUCUGAAAGAGAACAAGUCCUCUCAUUUCUACUCGAAGGUUGGACUGAAGGUGAAGACAUAUGAACUUCUGGAAAGAAAUAUUCCACUGAAAUUGACCGUUGUGAAGACAGUUGGGUAUGGUGAUCAGAUAAACAAGGAAGCCAGCUACCAGCCAGUCGUUGACUAUCUAGAUGCUCAGUUUGAAGCUUACCUCCAGGAGGAGCUGAAGAUCAAGCGCUCCUUAGCUGACUAUCAUGAUUCUCGCAUCCAUGUCUGCCUUUACUUCAUCACCCCUACAGGGCAUUCCCUCAAGUCCCUGGAUGUGCUAACAAUGAAGAACAUUGACAGACGGGUGAAUAUUGUACCCCUGAUUGCCAAAGCUGACUCUCUCUCCAAGAGCGACCUACAGAGGUUCAAGAGCAACAUAAUGAGUGAGCUGAGAAGCAAUGGCAUCCACAUAUAUCAGUUCCAGGUGGAUGACGAAGCUACUGCUCAAGGGGACAGCUCGGACCUGCCCUUUGCUGUAGUAGGAAGUAUGGAGGAAGUCAAAGUUGGAAAAAGAAUGGUCAGAGGCCGCCACUACCCUUGGGGAGUUUUGCAAGUGGAAAAUGAAAACCACUGUGACUUUGUGAAGCUCCGGGAUUUGCUUCUGUCUACUAAUAUGGAAGACCUGAAAGAUCAAACCCACACUCAGCAUUAUGAAUGUUACAGGAGCAAUAGGCUGCAGAAGCUGGGCUUCAGUGAUAUGGGCCCAGACAACCGGCCAGUGAGUUUUCAAGAGAUGUAUGAAGCCAAGAGACAAGAGUUCCACGGUCAGUGUCAGAGGGAGGAGGAAGAACUCAAGCACUCGUUCAUGCAGCGCGUCAAGGAGAAGGAGCUGACCUUUAAGGAUACAGAGAAGGAGUUGCAGGAUAAGUUUGAGCACCUGAAGAGAAUCCAGCAAGAGGAGAUCCUGAGGCUGGAAGAAGAGAGGAGAAAAUUAGAAGAACAAAUCAUAGAUUUUUAUAAGAUGAAGGCUGCCUCUGAGUCAGCACAGGCUCAGGUGUGCAUCAACCUAAAGAAGGACAAAGAUCGUAAGAAGUAAUCUUCUCUUACCAUCCUGUCUGAUUUCAGAACACCAUUAUUCUCCAUUUAUAUACCCAUGAGCUUGUUUUCAUAGCACUUUGCUCUGACUGAAAUUCUCAUGUUUUCGAAAAUGACUCAGCACGUGUCAUUCUCCACAAGAGUGUCAAAUACUUGGGAGGAAGAUAGGUUAUUUUUAAACAAAAUUUCAAUUGUGGGAGGAAAAUAAGUUUUUUGGUUUAAACAAAAUUUCAAGUGUUCAAUUUUAACCAAUGAAGGCUCGGGAGCCAAUGCUGGGGUGAAAACCUGCUAUCUUAGAGGGGCAGGAGAGGGGAGAGAGGAGGGAGGGAGGAAGGGAGGAAGGGAAAGAAAGAGAGGGGGGAGGCAGAGGAGGAGGGAGGGAGGGAGAGAACCCAGCUGACCUCUCUCCUCAGAUGAAGUGACCCACAUUGAAUUCCCCUCUCUUAUGCCAUCUCAGAUAAUCUCCUUUCUACUUCCUGUGCAUCUCUCUAUCUAUCCUUCUGACUAUUUUUUUUCUCAAUAAUCCUAUGUUCACUUCUUGUCAACUGACUGCUUGCUCUACCUCUUGACCUAUGGUUGACUUUAUUUAAUCCUGUCUACAAUAUUUAACUAGAUUAAAGGUAUUUGCUAAGGCUGAGCCACACCACAACUAGAAACAGGCUUUCCUAUAAAUAACACAACCUUGAGUUCACAGUGUAAUCCAUUAUCCUAUAGUAUUUCCCCAUUUUUGUCUAAAAAGGAAAGGUUUUAACUCCAGCACAGUAAAACUGUUAACAACAAUGAAGCUAUUUCUGCUAAGCUUUCUACUAGCUUGGUUGUCUUUGGCAAUAUUAGGCUUACAUAUUUUUUUUAGUUCAACGCUCUGUAAAAUGUUUUUGUCAGUCUCCUAUGAACUCAGCAGCUUGAACAUCCUAGUAGUUUGUGGUCUGAAGCUGAUCUUUGGGUGGUGCUUGUCAAAUUAAUGGCCAUCCUGAUUAGGUAGAACACAGCAGUCAAGCCCAAAGGUGUCCACUCUUUGCACAUCAGUAGCAAGAAGCUCUCCUGGGACAAAGCCCCCGGUGGUGUCCCUUUCCAGGGUAUACCCAUCAUAACUAAGCAAGAUGGUGGCUGUCUUCAAGCUCAGUUGUCCGCUGCAGCCUUGCCUGCACGGAGUCCACCACAACACUAACUCUAGUCGGGUGGGUGGUGGUUUCCUUUUCUGGCAGGCUAUAUCUUUUCUAGGGCAGAAUGUUUUUGGCAACAGAGAAGACAUCUUUCAAUUGAAAUUAAACUCUUGAAAAUUUGAAACUGAAUAUACCUUAGUAUGAGUUGAUAAAUAUACCUAUAUUCCCCCUUUCUCUUUGUAUAUUGAUUCGAGGUUUAAGUGCAUUUAUUUUUAGGUCACAAAGGACAUUCACUUUAAAUUUCAGCCUGCAUUUUGCAAGCUCCUUUUAAAUUAAAAUCACUGUAGUUCUUAUGUGCCUGCCUCUCAAGUGUUGGGAUUGAAGGGGUGAACCACCACCUGGCUGUGGAUUCCUAAUAAUAGUCAUUCUCAUAGGGUUGUCCUGGUUGAGUUUGUUUCUCCAUUUCCCCUUAUUUUUAGUGUUAAGCAUAAACUUUCAAGGUUUUUGACAGUAUAAUCCACCAUUCUUGCUGAUUUAUUCUGAAUUUGUUCUCUAGCAAAUUCAACAUUCUAGUCUUAAACAUGAUGCCAAUUUAUCCACUACUUUAUUUUUUCAGAUGUUUUGUCUGUCUUGCCUAUAUGAGCUACAUUAAACUUAAUGUUUUUGCUAAGUUUUGAUAGGCUUUCCAUUUUCAUUCAUAUCUCCCAUGGUCAGAUAUCCUUGCCAUUUAUCUGACAGUUAGUGGUUUUCCAUUUUGAUGACCGUACAUGUAGACUAUUGCACAAACACCAUCAAUUGGAUAGGAUUGUGUGGUAUACCUGUAAUAUUCUUUAUGUUGUAAUAUGCAAAAAUAUUUCAUUUUAUUAGAGACACAUGCUGGAGCAUUGUCAGUUUAAUCUGUACAGGUAUCCCUAUAAUAUCCACAACUUCUAAUUAAUGUAUAAUCAAAGAAUCAGCCUUUUUAUAACUUAAAGCAGUUGCAUAUUGAAAUCCUGAAUAUGUACCUAUGGUAUGGUACACAUACUUUAAGUUUCCAAACUCUGAAAAAUGAAACAAAUCUAUUUGCCAAAUUUUAUUUCUUUGGGUAACUUUUGGAUUACUUCCCACAGGUAAUAGAGUUUGGUUAUACAAAGAAUAAUUAGGACACUUACUUAUAACUUCUUAGCUUGUUCCCAAGUGAUAGACAAAUCUUUCUUCAAACUUUUGCUGUUAAAAUGUGUCUUAUAAAAUUCUGAGGCUUCUAGCAUAUUUCCUAGGAUCAAUCUCAUCAUUGCCUUGUGCUAGGGGCCUCAUAGACCCAUAUGGGAUCUGAUAUGUGUUGUAUACAACAGAUGAUUUCAAUUUCUGAUUACUUUUUAUUGAAUAAAUACAGAAGUUAAUUUUGAAUCAUCUGGAGUAAGUUCCAAGGUUUCAAUAUGUAAAAUAAUGCUUUCUGGCAUAUUGAGAGUCAGUAACUAUAGUGAGAGAUUCAAGAAAAUCUAGUAAUACCAUAUGGCAUUUUACUUAUUAUUCUUGACUUAUAACCUGCCUUUUCUGAUUUAUUUACAUCAGUAUAGGGUGUAUGGACUUCAAAAAUUGCUUUUACUAUAUGAGGUAGAACCCAGUUAUUUUUAUAAACUGAAGUCUCAUGUUUUGGGGAUAUUUGUUGUUAAUAUCUCCAAAAAAGUUGUUGCAAGCUCUUUGUCAAUGUUUAUUUUCUGCCAGUAAUGAUGCAAUUUCAAUACCAGUAAGUGGUACCAUAAUUUCUGCUGGAUCUAAUCCUGGUAAUUGACCGAGUCUCAUUUUUCCUUUCAGAAUUAAUUCAGAAAUCUUUUCUACAUAGGUCUUCAAUUUUUUUAACUCUCUGUGUUAAAAGUAUCCAUUCUAAAAUAUUAUUUUAUCUCUGCAUAAUAAUUCUUGUGGGAGGCAAAAUAACUAAAAUACAAUUAAGCUUUGGAUCCAAGUGAUUCUCCUGUGCCUCCUCUAAUCUCUUUUCUACCAGAGCCAAUCUCUCUCUCUCUCAGCCCCAGCUGAUAAUUUCUCUGGAUUACUUAAGUCCUUAUCAUCUUGUAAGGUUUGAAAUAAAUUACUUAGUUCUUGAGUAGUUGAUCCAGCGAUUAGCUAUAGUCAGUUAAUAUCUCCCAGCAACAUUAAGAGUUCAUAAUAGAUCUCUCCUGAUUUGUACUUUCUGUGGUUGCAUUUUCUGUGAACAUAUCUUAUGUCCUAGAUAAUUUAACAGAAUCUCCUCUUUGCAUUUUUUUCAGGAGCAAUUUUCAUCCCUGGCAAGGCAAAAUUCUCUUUACUUCAUCAAACAUUUUUCAUUAAGGUAUCUACAUCUGGAGCAGCCAGUAAGAUACCAUCUAUAUACUGAUAAAUUUUAGACUGAGGAAACUGCUUGCAAAUUAUUUCUAAUGGCUGUUGCACAAAAUAUUGACAGUGCUGGACUAUUUAACAUCCCUUGUGGAAGUGUUACGAGUGAUAGUUUUUAACAGGUUGAACAUUAUUAUAAAUUGGCACUGUGAAGGCAAAUUUUUCUUUUUCUUGUAAAGAUAUAGUAAAAAAAAAUCUUUUAAAUAAAUCAUUAUAAUGGACUAUCUCUUAGGUAAUAAAGAAGGCGAGGGAAUUCUAGGCUGAAAAGAGCCCUUUGGUUGAAUUACCUUAUUUAUGGCUCUUAAAUAUGUUAACAUUCUCCUUGUUUUAGAUUUCUUUUUAAUGACAAAUAUAGGAGAAUUCCAAGGAUGGGUAGAUUCUUCAAUACGUCGAACAUUUUGCUGCUCCUGUAGCAGCAACCCUAGUGCCUUUACUUCCCCUGAAGUCAAAGGCCAUUGUUCCACUUACACAGGUAUAUCAGCUAAUCAUUUUAGAGGUAGGACAGUUGAUACUUUUGAAAGACCAACACCUGUUGUGUCCUGCUUAUGUACAAUCUGAAAUGGUCUGUACUGUUUUUGAGAAUACAUUUUAACAUUUUUCUCAGAAGCAUUCUUUAUGAUUUGUUUCUGAGGUUGGAGAAAUGUUAAUGUGUGUUUUUCAUUGGUGCAAUGAAUCACAUCCCUAUAGAUUUAUAGCUAUAUUAGGCACAUAUUAGUUUUUCUAUUUGUCCUUUUGGCCAUACGCACUCGACCCACCUUGCACUUUGUUUUUACCUGAGAUAAAGUUCUCAUCCCUAGAAGCUAAAUAUUUACCUUCUGAAGAGGCCAAUCUGGAUACCAAGAUUUGGUGAAAUUAUUGUUACAUCUGCUCCUGUGUCUACUAAACCUUCAGUUUCAAUACUAUUUACUUGUAUUUUUAGCUUUGGUUUUUGAUCAUUUAUAGUCAUUUGCCAAAAUACUUGGUUUCUGGUCUGUCCUAACUUUUUUGUUUUAUCUACUGAAGCUGUUCUGUCCUUAAUUACACCCAGAGCAGUGUUGUUUUUAAACAACAGUCAUUAAAUCUUUUAAUUGCUCUGUGGAUGAAUUUAUCUUGUGCUAACAGGGAAUGAUUGAAUCACGUUUGAUAUUGGAACCUGUGGGAGGCCCCCUAAAGCAUUUCCCAAUAGCAAACGGUCACCUUGUCUAUCCCUUCUUAAUAAGCGCUAAUUAGCCCAGUGCUGGCCUUUGCUACAGCUUCUGUAUAUUCCAGAAGGCUGGGGCCUUCUUUUUGUAUUAUUCCUAGAAAAAAAAAUUGUUUCUAGGAGUGCCAUACCUACAAUUCCUUUUCAAAUGACUUUGCUUACCACAAUGAAAACACCUGACAUUCUGUUUUUUUCUUAAAACUUUAGAAAUUACUUCUCCUAUCAGAGUAGCUUGUAAGAUUCAAUAUCAGCCAUAUCUCUAAUCCAUUCAUCUGUUGGUGCUGAUAUUGUCUUUAAAGGCCUACUCAUCCUUUUGUAUUCUGAUUAUCAUUUUCAAAAGCCAAAGAUGUGAUUAGUAUUUGUCUCACUUCGGAAUCUGAUACUAUUCUAUUUACAGCUCAAGUCAAUCUUUGCAAUAAAUCAAUUGAAGGCUUCUUUUGGGCCUUGUAUAAUUUUAGAAAAGGACUCAGACUUUUCUGAUUCUUCAACCUUAUUCCAAGUAUUUAAAGCUGCUAAACAA
Messenger RNA from Mastomys coucha (southern multimammate mouse), 6541 nucleotides. It is a transcript of the gene Septin14, whose product is annotated as septin 14. Gene Ontology annotation, biological process: cytoskeleton-dependent cytokinesis. NCBI's taxonomy places the organism in Eukaryota, Metazoa, Chordata, Mammalia, Rodentia, Muridae. The transcript is spliced from 10 exons. The coding region runs from base 110 to 1390 and encodes 426 amino acids. Gene Ontology annotation, molecular function: GTPase activity; molecular adaptor activity; GTP binding. Gene Ontology annotation, cellular component: cell division site; septin complex; microtubule cytoskeleton. The record is from RefSeq and is a predicted model, not a curated record.